Rubroshorea leprosula is the source of this 4351-nucleotide messenger RNA. NCBI's taxonomy places the organism in Eukaryota, Viridiplantae, Streptophyta, Magnoliopsida, Malvales, Dipterocarpaceae. The record is from the annotation of a GenBank genome assembly.
UCAUGCACUAGCUUUUCUGGAUAAACUCUGCCCUACAUUAGCUAAUGGCACCAAGGUUGUAGUGAAUGUUAGUGGGAGAGGAGAUAAGGAUGCUGCAACAGUUCUUGAAUUAAUACAAACAUGAAAACACUAAAAAUCAAUCAAGGAGUAUAUGUGGAAGAACUAUAUGCUAGCUUAGCUCCUCUAUACCUAGUAAAUUUGGAAUAUAAUGCUUGCUUGAGCACAAGACCUAGAUAACAUACACUCAAGUCCUUCAAGUGUCUGCAAGAAAGGAUGAACCAGAGACAGAUCUAUAAUCUGAUCACAAAACUUGUUAAAUAAGUGCUAUACAAAGAAAUUAUGUAAAAUAAUCACAACGUUAAGCUUUUGUAUAAGAGUUUUUUAUCUUGCAAUCCAAAAUGUAUCACAUUGACAAACCCUAUUAUUAGGGAAGCCACCGAUCAAAUGGAAACAUAGUUGUAAAGGCAGGUCCGAGGUGCCCAACCUCGGACGUACGACAGUAAUUCCUUUACAACCAGAGUGAAGAAUAAAUCCAGAGCUUCUCGCUCGAACAGCUGCACAGCAGUUAUGAUGGACAUCCUCGCAUCUAAAUAUCUCUCAAUUUCCCGAUCCCGAAAUAACCGUAUGGAAAUACACAUCAGAUCCCGAAUAUCUUGCUUGGCUCAAUUUUCCGGUCCCGAAAUAACUGUCUGGAGAUACACAUCAAAUCCUGAGUAUCUUGCUUGGCAUGCCACGUGGGUAGCCUCGAUUAUUGCUGACUUAAGCAUCGGAGUGUCUACCUCGAGGACCCACCUCGGGACUUUGCAGGUCAUUAAAGAAGAAGUUGAGAAACUCCUACAAGCUGGCUUUGUCAGGAGGGUCGAUUAUUGUGAAUGGGCUGCCAAUCCUGUGCUGGUAAAAAAAGCAAACGGUAAAUGGCUGAUGUGCAUCGAUUACACUAACCUCAACGACGCAUGUCCAAAAAACUGUUACCCAAUGCCAAACAUUGACAAGCUGGUUGAGGCAGCUUCUGGAAACGAGAAAUUAAGUCUCUUGGAUGCAUACUCUGGCUACCACCAGGUUCCAAUGGCUCUUGAGGAUGCAGAUAAAACCUCGUUCUAUGUUGGCGAUGAAAUCUAUUCCUAUGUAAUGAUGCUCUUCGGCUUGAAGAAUGCAGGUGCCACUUACCAAAAGAUGGUUACCAUCGUAUUCCGAGCUCAAAUAGGUCGGAAUCUGGAGGUAUAUGUUGAUGAUAUAGUGGUGAAAAGUUUGAAAGUUGGAGAUCACUUAAUCGACCUCGAGGAGACGUUUAACAACCUCAGAAAGAACAUGAUGAGGCAUCGAAGUGUCUACCUCGAGGACCCACCUCGGGACUUUACAGGUUCAUCCAAAGUGAAAACGUGGACUGAAGAAGGACUUCUGGUUUGGAGGGUCGAUUAUUGUGAAUGGGUUGCCAAUCCUGUGCUGGUAAAAAAAGCAAACGGUAAAUGGCGGAUGUGCAUCGAUUACACUAACCUCAACGACGCAUGUCCAAAAAACUGUUACCCAAUGCCAAACAUUGACAAGCUGGUUGAGGCAGCUUCUAGAAACGAGAGAUUAAGUCUCUUGGAUGCAUACUCUGGCUACCACCAGGUUUCAAUGGCUCCUGAGGAUGCAGAUAAAACCUCGUUUUAUGCUGGCGAUGAAAUCUAUUUCUAUGUAAUGAUGCUCUUCGACUUGAAGAACGCAGGUGCCACUUACCAGAAGAUGGUUACCAUUGUAUUCCGAGCUCAAAUAGGCCAGAAUCUGGAGAUAUAUGUUGAUGAUAUAGUGGUGAAAAGUUUGAAAGUUGGAGAUCACUUAAUCGACCUCGAGGAGACGUUUAACAACUUCAGAAAGAACAGGAUGAGGAUCAAAGCAGUAGCCGAGAUGGAACCACCAAAGUCAAUGAAAGAUGUGCAAAGGUUGACGGGGAGAGUAGCAACUCUUCAUAGACUCAUUUCGAAAUCAGCAGAUAAAUGCUUGUCAUUCUUCAAGAUCAUGAGAUUGGCAACUCAGAAGGAUGAAUCUGGCAAACAAAAGAAGUUUGCAUGGAAUUCAGAAUGUCAAGCUGCAUUUGACGAGCUGAAGUCUUAUCUUAGCUCACCUCCCUUGCUGACAAAGGCUGAUGAUGGAGAAAUCCUUUACUUGUACCUCGGGAUAUCAGAUGAGGCUAUCAGUUUUGUGUUAGUAAGGGAAGAGGGAAAGAAACAGAAACCAGUUUACUACAUCAGUAGUGUGUUACAUGGAGCUGAAGUCAGAUAUUCCAUUGCUGAGAAAGCAGCAUUAGCAGUUGUCACUUCGGCCAGGAAACUGAGACUGUAUUUCCAAUCACACCCAAUCAUAGUCCUCACAGACCAGCUGCUCAGACAAAUUUUGCAAAAGCCAAAAUGUUCGAGGAAAUUGAUCAAAUGGGCAGUUGAAUUGGGAGAGUUCGAGAUCACAUUUCAACAGAGGUCAGCCAUCCGAGCUCAGGCUCUCACCGAUUUCAUAAUAGAAUGCACCUCGGCUCACUCUGAUUCCCAGUCCGAGGUGGACAGUUGGGUUCUGUAUGUUGAUGGCACAUCAAGUAACAAAGGUUCUGGCGCCGGUGCAAUACUACUUGGCCCAAAUGGGUACCGAAGCAAACACGCUCUAAAAUUUAAUUUUGAUGCCACCAACAAUAUGGCCGAAUACGAAGCCCUGCUACUCAGCCUACAACUGGCGACAGAAUUGAAGGUUGAAGCAAUACAAAUAUACAGUGAUUCACAGCUAGUAGUCAAUAAGGUUAACUCAGUCUGUGAAGUGGUUGAUCCUGUUAUGAUGAAGUAUGCAACUCUGGUGGCCGAACUGAAAUCCAAAUUCCAAAAAUUCCAUUUAAGCAAAAUACCUCGAGCUGAAAAUGAGCAAGUAGACUCCCUCUCCAAGUUUGCUUCUGAUGGCAACCAAAGCUCCAGAUCGGUCUUUAUAGAAAUUCUGGACGAGCCUAACUUUUUGAAGCCACGAAUGAUGGAGGUCAACACAAAUCCUAGCUCAUCGAGCUGGACAGAUCCAAUUAUCUCAUAUCUACAAGAUGGCACAGUACCUGCGGAUAAACAGGAAGAGAUGAGGUUGAGAAAGAAGGCAUCUAGGUACACCCUUGUUAAUGAUGUCCUCUACAAGAGAUAUUUCUCACUCCUUCUGCUCCGCUGCCUUACCCCUUACGAGGCUGAAUACGCACUUCGGGAGGUGCAUGAAGGUGUCUGUGAAAGUCACGUAGGUGCUCGAACUUUGGCCCAUAAAGUCCUUAGACAAGGUUAUUAUUGGCCCAACAUAUAUAAGGAUGCCAUCCAGUUCGUACAAAGGUGUCAGAAAUAUCAGUUCUUCGCACAUAUAAUCCACCAGCCUACAGAAGAGCUCACUACUCUGGUAGCACCUUGGCCAUUUGCUCAGUGGGGUCUUGACCUUUUAGGUCCAUUUAUGAAGGGGGUAGAAGGUGUAACCCAUCUCAUCGUUGGUGUGGAUUAUUUCACAAAAUGGGUUGAAGCUCGGACACUAUCCAGUCUUACCUCCAAGAAGUUCACCUCAGUUUACCAUCUGGAGUCCAACGGCAUGGUCGAAUCUGUUAACAAAUGCAUCUUAGAAGGUGAAACACCCUACCAUCUGGCCUUUAGUAUCGAAGCAGUCAUUCCUAUCGAGAUAGGAGUCCCAAGCUUCAGGGUCACCCAUUUCGAUGAAGGACGAAAUGGACAACUGCUUCGGGAGAACCUUGAUCUGCUUGAUGAAGUCAGAGAAGAAGCACGACUUCGAACUCUAGUCUACAAGCAAAAAAUAGCAAAUUCCUACAACAAACAAGUUCGACCCCGAACUUUAAAAGUAGGAGACCUUGUUCUUAGCAAAGCUGGUCUAACGGGAUACGAAACUCGAUUUGAAAAGUUAGCGCCAAACUGGGAAGGUCCCUACACUGUAGCCGAAGUGCCCCACCCAAGUGCUUAUGUCUUACAAGACACUGAGGGCAAAAAGUUUCCUAGAGUCUGGAAUGCUAAUAACUUGAAGAAAUUUUACCCUUAAUACACUUCUUUCCAGUUAACUUUGUCUUAUUGAUCACCAUUAUUCUGAUUAAUGUAUAUCGAAACUCAAUUCAUUUACAUCAUUAAUGAACUUCGCUUCACAUUCGAAGUGAUUAAGUCCUUUUAUUGCAGCUUAUUCAGUUACUUCAUUUGUUGGGUUAUGAUUUCAUUACACUCACUUCUGAAGUGUUUUGCUUCAUCUUUUGUCAUUUCUGUAUUUGAAGUCCGCCUCAUAUAUGUAUAUAUGCUCGAGGUCCGUUCCUCUGCUAUUCAUUUUAUUGUGGUCGAGGUUAGAACCUUGUGUUCAAUAAAGUUACUUUUUCCGA